Molecule: messenger RNA, 2592 nt
Organism: Trypanosoma rangeli
Lineage: Eukaryota; Euglenozoa; Kinetoplastea; Trypanosomatida; Trypanosomatidae
Product: major vault protein
Exons: 1
Coding region: 1-2592 (863 amino acids)
Cellular component (GO): nucleus; cytoplasm
Source: RefSeq, a predicted model, not a curated record
AUGCCAUCCGUGCCGACGGGCGAUGUGCUGCUACGGCUUAGGCCGUACGAGUACGCUCAUGUUGUGAAUGAAAACACUAACACAACAGAACUUUUUGUUGGUCCUCUGACACGAGCCCUUGCAUCGAAUGAAAUAAUUUCCAAGCCCGUGACACCGUUUCACGUUGUGCCGCAUGGAAGUUAUGGUGUCAUUGAGAAUCCUCACGUUCGAGCGAGCGAUGGGGUGACGCCUGUGCGUGACAGAUGGGGCCAGACGAAGGUGCGCGCAGGUGAGCGGGAGAUUGUUAUUGGCUCUACAGCCUUUCCCCUCUACCCCGAAGAGCGACUUGUGCUUGUGGCUCCUAUGACAGUUCUCAGCCAAGAUGAGGGCCUUGAGGUGAAGGCAUUGUGCAACUACACUUCCAGCGACGGCGUGAAGCGCGUGGAGGGGGAACGUUUUAUCUAUGCAGUUCCCGGCACGUAUUGUCCACGUGUGGAGGAGGAAGCGGGAGAAGUUCGUCGUGCUGUGCACAUCAAGCAAGGCCACGCAAUCCGAGUUCGUGCGGUGGAGGCGUUUACGGACAAGGAUGGCCAGUCGCGGCGAAAGGGCGAGGAAUAUCUCCGUACGGAGCCUACCUCCUACAUUUGCACUGUCUCGGAAGAGUUUGUUGGACAUGUUUCUCCUAUCGUGCUGCAUCCUGAUGAAGGGUUGCAUGUGAAGGUGUUGCGGCGCUUUGUAGAUGAAAGGGAAUAUGGGAGAGGAGUGGAGCGUCUCGCGGGGCAGACGUACUUUAUCACACACGACGAUGUCCCCUUGUUCCUGUUGCACCCCUAUGAAAAAAUUGUACUAUCUGUAAAGAAGUUACAUGUGAGCAAAAAACAGUACGCAGUUGUGGUAAAUAAGAAGACGUCAUGUCGCCGAUUUGUCACAGAUGCUUCAUUUUAUUUGCAGCUAGAUGAGUUUUUGGAUGGAAAUGUCAUUCAUGACAGUUAUAUCCUUAACGAAGGGCAGGCUAUUUUAUUAAAGGCAUUGGAGGACUUUGAAGAUACCGACGUCCAGCCAUCAGUACAGCGACGAGUUGGAGAUGUUUGGCUUCUGCAUGGCCCACGAGAAUAUGUUCCAAACGCCUUUACUGAAGUAUGUAAGGAUAAGGACAAUAAAGCUGUGCGAGAACGCAUCAUCCUUACAGAUGGAAAUGGAAUCUACGUGCGCAACAUCGCCACGGGUGAGGUGAGGUCGGUGAAUGGUCCUGUGGCAUACAUGCUGGAUGCCUUAGAGGAACUAUGGGAGAAGAAUCUAUCACCCGAUGUAGAGAGGUGUCUUGCAGGGCAGCAUUGCUUACCUCCUGAGCCGAGUGAAGAGAGUAACCUUUCUAAAUCCUCAUCUGAUCAAGGCCUUCGGGGGAAAACACACUGGGCUGUGAUGUAUAGAGUUCCAUACAGAAGUGUGACACAAGUUUACAAUUACAAGGCCUUAACGACUCGAACUAUCUUUGGACCAGAACGUGUUUUACUGGAGCCUGAUGAGGAGUUCACGCUUGUCACACUCUCAGGUUCACAGUUUGAUCCGAAUAAUCCAAGCGACUGCCCCGCGAAAGAGAUCAACCAUAUCAAGGCACUUCAUUUGUUUCUUGGGCCCUCAAAUAUGAGGGAUAUUGUCAAUGUGGAGACACGGGAUCAUGCCCAACUUGCUUUACAGCUGUGUUAUGCCUGGUAUUUUGAUGUCGCCCCUGGAGAUGAAUUGGCAGCAGGAAAAUGCUUUAGUGUAAGUGACUUUGUGGCGGAUACCUGCUCCUUCAUCGCCGGCCGCAUUCGUGCCGCGGUGGCAUCAUUGCCAUUUCAGCAAUUUCAUAAAAACAGUGGAAAGAUAUUGCAGGAAGCCGUCUUUGGGGUGGAUCCCGUCACUCGAGUUACACGGACGGAGCUUCGCUUUGCGGCGAACAACUUUGUUGUGACCUCCGUGGACACACAGAGGAUGGAGGUUCUUGACGCACGGACUCGUGAAGGUCUGCAGAAGUCCGUCAAGAUAGCCAUUGAAAUUACCACUCAGGCCCAAGAGUCGAAAGCACAGCAAAUUGCAUUGGCUCGCGAGCAGCACUCCCGUGGGUUGCUUGAGCGGCAAAAAAUACAAGAUCGGGUGGAAAAUGAAAUACAGCGGCGAAUGUUGCUAGAGGCCGAGGCCCACAGCUUUGCGGUGCAAAGUUCAGGUCGCUUACAUUCCGUUACUGACGCCGCUGCAAAGGCGGCAAGUGUGGAACACGAAUCAGCAAUGAAGGCCGCACGUAUUCACGCAGCGAAAGAUGAUGUUACAAAUAGCGUCUUGGCUGAAGUGGAAAAUCAGAAACGUGCACUACAGCAUGACUACGAAAGUCAGCGAGUGGCUUUGGCUCAUGAAAUUGAAAACGCGCUUGCUGAUAUUGAGAACCAAAAGUUUGCUGCAGUAAUGGAGGCCAUUGGCCCUGAAACUGUAAUGGAAAUAGCCAAGGCGGGACCUGAACUUCAGGCGAAGUUGUUGGAGAGCUUGGGAUUAGAAGGUUAUCUUGUCAUGGACGGCAGCACGCCGAUUAAUCUCUUUCGAACCGCUGCAGAAAUGAGUACACAGCCAUCCGCGUGA